UCACCACACUUCCCCUCACCUCAGCCCUCACCACACUUCCCCUCACCUCAGCCCUCACCACACUUCCCCUCACCUCAGCCCUCAUCACACUUCCCUUCACCACCCUUCCCCUCCAGCCUUCACUACACUUCCCAUUCAACUCAGAUCUUACAACACUUCACCUCACUUUAGCCCUCACUUCACUUCCCCUCACCUUAGCCCUCACUUUCAUUUCCCCUCACCUUAGCCCUCACUUCAUUUCCCCUCACCUCAGCCCUCACCACUCAUAGAAGAAGUGUUACAUGAAGUGGGGUUAAAUAAAGAGGUUAUUUUGAGCAGAUUAGCCAGGUGACAGUGCCAACUUGACCCCCUAUCCUUGACCUCAGGCCCCAGUCAUAGAUAACAUCCUGUCAAAAUGAGAGUAGAAGUGUGACUAGAUUAAAAAAAAAAUUAUCUGAGGACUUAAACUAAGAAGAGAGAAAAUGUCAAAUAAUUUACAUGAACUUUAUUGGAAAUAAAACUGUAGUGACUUUCCUGGUCAAACCACUGGCACAUCCUCAUUAAUGAAUAUAGUAAACUUUAUCAUGGUUAAUUGUAUGUGGUUUUACAAAAAGUACUACACAUACUGAACAUACAAUUGUUCAGUCAUAGACUGGUGGUGGAUUGUGAUAUAUCUAGGCUAGGUCCUAGGAAACAAAGUGAAGCAUAAAUGGAACACUAACAUUUUGUGAUUGUGAAGAAACAAAGCAAAGACGAGUGCAGAUCGUUGCAACACAAUGUAGAAACGUGUAAUACACCGAGAGUCUUAUCUUAUUAUACCAUGGAUCGAAAUGCCAUUGAAAUGUUGAGUGCCUCCCUGAUUCGAGAAUACCUUGCAAAAAAGAGACUGGUGAGGACAUUACAGCAGUUAGAUGAAGAACAAAGUGAGCAGUCUACGUGUGUCCGCAACCGAUUAAAGCUCAUGAAGGCAUUACACAUUGGUCGACUUAUGAAGCGCAACAAGGAACUGGAGUCUCCACUGGACUCCAUGGUAGAGGUCAUCGUUCACUUCUUGCUAGGACACACUCGUACAUCCAAAAGGCAAACAAAAGUCCCACAAAAUGAUCAGUGUGAGGGCAGCGAAAACCAGCUUGUUAAAGCCAUUUGUGUUGACGAUUCUGUUUUUCAAAACAUCUGUGGUGAAACUUUGCCUACUGAUAUUGAAACAAAUGAGACUGUAGCUCAGUAUGGAGAUGACCAUGAAUCAUGCGGUGAUGCUAAGGAAGAGUGCCAGUAUUUCACUACAGCGUGUAAUGCCAAAGAACAAUAUAAUAAAACAGAGCAGGAGCAGUGUUUUGCUUCCGAAUUCUCAAACAAACAAUUCAACAUAUGUACCUGGAUAUCAAAGUGAGUUGAAUACAAAUAUAGCUACUGAUGAUUACAAUGUAAAUGAGAGUGCUAUUAACAUUGCAGGCUUACCACCAUUUGCCAGUAUCUUGCCAAAGGAUGAAAAUUACUCGAACUCUCUGCAGGAUUCGUGUGAGUCUUUGAUGGAAGAAUCAGAAUGUGAAUCAAGUGCUUCGUCUGUUGUUGAUCUUCUCAAGGAUAUGCCAGAUGGCUGUGGGAGUGCUUCUGGUGUUACAACAGAUAUAUUUAGAGUGCCAAACCUGUGUCGAGUCCAGACUCCUUUAGCAACUGAUUCUUACCAAGAAGCCGAUGUGAUAGUUGCAUGGGUAGAGGAAAAUAAGAGUGAAGGAGCAGGAAAAGAUGCAAGUUAUACGAAAUGUAGAACAGGCGAAGAAAUUGAAAAAUGGGCAAAUGAAAGACCUGAAAAGCAUGAAAAAGCUAAUCAACUUAAUAAAACACUCUCAGAAAAAUGGUACCAAGAAAAACCUCCAUCUCAAGGUAUGUUGCUUAUAAUUCUUCGUUGUUUCUGAAUACUACUAAUAAAUAUUAUUGUUAUUGUCAUUAGAAGUUAAUAACUUUGAGGAA
Molecule: messenger RNA, 1950 nt
Organism: Cherax quadricarinatus
Lineage: Eukaryota; Metazoa; Arthropoda; Malacostraca; Decapoda; Parastacidae
Source: RefSeq, a predicted model, not a curated record